AUGCCCGGCUCUCGACGUGGUUUGGUUGCACCACAAAAUACUUUUCUUGAAUCAAUCAUCCGCAAAUGUAGUGGUGCCCAUACCGCGUUCGUUUUAUCAAAUGCUGAAAUACUCGAUUAUCCGAUUGUUUAUUCAAAUGAUGGUUUUACCAAAUUAUCGGGCUAUUUAAGAACAGAUCUAUUAAGUAAAAGUUCAACAUGUAAUUUUAUGUAUGGUGAAUUAACUAAUAGUGAAACACAAUCGAAAAUACGUGAUGCCUUAGAAAAUUGUCAUAUUGAACAGGUUGAAGUACUCUUAUACAAAAAAAAUAAAACACCUAUAUGGGUAUUUAUGCAAAUAGCUCCGAUAACAAAUGAACGUGAUGCAGUGGUACUUUAUCUGUGCACAUUUACAGAUAUUACAGCACUUAAACAACCGAUCGAAACUGAAGAUACAAAAAGUGGUCUUAGCAAAUUUGCACGUAUUGCAAAAUCGGUUACAAGAAAUCGUUCAAUUUUGAUGAAUUUUGCUGCACCAAAUGCAAAAUCGAUUACGAUUGAUCCAACAAAACCAUCACAUCUACCAAAUUUACUUAAUCUCAGUGCUGAAGUAUUACCGAGUUAUCGACAAGAAGCACCAAGUACUCCACCUCAUAUAAUUCUUCAUUAUUGUACAUUUAAAACCGUUUGGGAUUGGGUAAUACUUUUAUUAACAUUUUAUACAUCAUUACUCGUACCCUAUCAUGCAGCAUUUAAAAGUAAAUCAUUAGAUGAUGUGCCUUUACUUGUUGUUGAUAGUAUUGUUGAUGUUAUUUUCUUUAUUGAUAUUAUAUUAAAUUUUCAUACAACAUAUGUACACACAAAAUCAGGAGAAGUUAUAUCUGAUCCAAAACGUAUUAGAAAAACAUAUUUAAAAAGUUGGUUUGUUAUUGAUUUAUUAGCUUGUUUACCAUAUGACGUAUUCAAUGCAUUUCAAGAAGCUGAAGAACGAUAUGGCAGUAUAUUUUCAGCAUUAAAAGUUUUACGUUUAUUACGUCUUGGUCGUGUUUUUAGAAAAUUAGAUAAUUAUUUAGAGUAUGGUGCAGCUGUUCUUUUAUUACUUAUUUGUGUUUUUGUACUUGUUGCUCAUUGGUUUGCUUGUGUAUGGUAUACCAUCGGAUUUCGAGAAGGACGAGGUGGUCCUGGAAAACGAAUGGAAUAUAGUUGGCUAGUAAAAAUGGAUAGAGAAUUACAUUAUGCAUGUAUUGAUUCCUAUGGUAAUCUAACAGCAUACGAAUCCAAUGGUACAUGUCGAAAAGCAGCCUAUGUAACAGCACUUUAUUAUACUAUGAGUUCAUUAACAAGUAUUGGUUUUGGUAAUGUUGCUGCUAAUAGUGAUAAUGAAAAAAUUUUUACAUGUGUUAUGAUGCUUAUUGGUUCACUUCUUUAUGCAACUAUAUUUGGUAAUGUUACAACAAUAUUUACACAAAUGUAUUCAGCUACAGCUCGAUAUCAUGAAAUGUUAAGUAGUAUUCGAGAAUUUAUGCGUUUACAUGGUAUGCCUAAUCAAUUAAAUGAACGUAUUAUGGAUUAUGUUGUAUCAACAUGGGCAAUGACAAAAGGUAUUGAUGCAACAAAAGUAUUAAAUUAUUGUCCAAAAGAUAUGCGUGCCGAUAUAUGUGUUCAUAUGAAUCGAAGUGUAUUUAAUGAACAUCCAGCAUUUCGUUUAGCUAGUGAUGGUUGUUUACGUGCAUUAGCUGUUCAUUUUCAUAUAAAUCAUUCUGCACCUGGUGAUAUGUUAUAUCAUUGUGGUGAAAGUCUUGAUAUGCUUUGUUUUAUUGCAUCUGGUUCAUUAGAAGUUAUACAAGAUGAUGAAGUUUUAGCUAUACUUAGUAUAAAUGAUGUUUUUGGUGAUGAUUUUUGGAGUAAACAUCGAGAUAGUGUUGGUCAAUCAGCAGCUAAUGUUCGUGCAUUAACAUAUUGUAAUAUACAUCAAAUUCGACGUGAACGAUUACUUGAAGUAUUAGAUUUUUAUCAUCCAUUUAGUAUAUCAUUUGCUCGAAAUAUGUUGCUGACAUAUAAUUUAAGACAACGUGUUGUUUUUCGUAAAAUUGCUGAUGUUAAACGUGAACGUGAAUUAGCUGAACUAAGAAAAAAUGAAGGAUUAGAUCAAAUAAGUUCGGAUCAUCCAGUGCGAAAGCUAAUAUCAAAAUUUCGUAAAAUAUCACAAGAAAAUCGUGCAGCUUCACAAACUAUUUCUAAUGUACCUACACCUCCAACAACAAUAGUUAGUCCACCAUCACAACAACCAUCACCACCAUCCCCACUAUCAACCAUUGGACAAUCACCAAGCACUGAAGCAAAUGAUUCUUUAACAAGAACAAAUAUGACUUCAUUACCAACUUCACAUUUGCAAUUACAUCCAUCAUCAACUUUAAAAAGUCGAGAUAAACUUGAAACAAUUUCUGAACGUAUUGAAACACAAGAAUCACAACUAUCUCAAAUCACAUCUGUUCAUCAAAGUCCACCAUUACAACGACCACCAAAAUCAAGUAAAUGGAAAUGGUUGAAAACAGGAUCAACUGGACCUGAAGCAGAUUCACCACCAAGAAAAACUGGUCCAAGCACCAAACAAAUACAACAACCAUCAACUAAUCCAUUUGAUUCAAAUUUAACUGAUGAAGAUACACAUGGCAAAGCAGAAGAUGGUGGUGAACGACGAUUAUCUAUUCCGCUUAGUUUAUUUAUACCGAGAUCAGUUCGACAGGAAGGUACAAAAGUAACAGAAGACAUUAAUGAUGAUCAAAAACAAUUAGAUGAAUCUCAUUCCGAUAUAAAUACAGCAUUUGGACCUCGUCGCAGUAUAUCAUCACCAUUCAGUGAUCAUCCAUUAUUAUCAUCAUUAAUUGAUAUAAAAAAUGAUUUAAGUAAUGAAGUACGAGCAUUAACAAAACGUAUGAUUCAUAUUGAUGAACAAAUUAGUCAAAUUUUUAACUUUCUUUCACCACUUCAUUCGUCAAUAAAUAAUAAUACACAACAAGUAUUGGAUACAACUCAAUCAUCAUCAAUUCCAUCUCAACCUUCUUCACUUUUACCACCAUCAUCAUUAAACACAACAACGAGUCACUCUAAAACUAACACUUCUACUCUAAAGUUUCCAAAAAUGUUCGAAGAACCUUCAUACUAUUCAGAUAUAAAUACAAUAAUUCCAUUUUUUGAUGCGAAUCAAUCGUCAUCACCAAUAACUGAUGUUUCUAUACAGCCGAAAACAAAUGAUCCAUUGUUAACAAUAUCAUCAACAUGUCAAAUCAGUGAUUAUGAUUCAACCCCAUUAUCAAUUCCACCACCACCUUCUGUCUAUAAUCGUUCAGCUAGUUCGUCAGUUGUUACUUUAGGUAUAUCGACAACUCCACAUGGUUCAAUAUCCAAUAAAAUAGUACCCGCACCUACUAGUUCUAAACAUCCAUUGAGCGCUAGUUUUCGACCGAUUUCUAAUACUCGUUUUAAUCCGGGUCGUUCUCCGAAACCGAAAGCUCGUUCACAUCAAAAUCGAUCCAAUGUCAAGCAUCGACAACAACCUGAGAAAUCAACAAUUAUUGAACUUGAACCCUCAACACAAAAUGAUACAACGAAUAAAAAUGUACCGCUAUUUUCAACAUUAUCAUCAACAACAAAAUCAGGUAGCAAAGUGUUUCGUCGUUUCAUGGGAAGUAGUAGCAAUGCAGAGAAAACAACAAUGUCGUCAACAACACUUCUCUAUCCACCUACAAGUGAUGAUGAACAUCCAAUGAGUCCUACUAGUUCAGGCAAUGAUGAUGAUGAUCAUAGACCAUUGACUUCAUCUUCAAGUAAAUAUCAUCAUCAAACACCUCUCUGA
Messenger RNA from Rotaria sp. Silwood1, 3834 nucleotides. NCBI's taxonomy places the organism in Eukaryota, Metazoa, Rotifera, Eurotatoria, Philodinida, Philodinidae. The record is from the annotation of a GenBank genome assembly.